Purpureocillium takamizusanense is the source of this 1869-nucleotide messenger RNA. Its product is annotated as Mannan endo-1,6-alpha-mannosidase. The record is from RefSeq and is a predicted model, not a curated record. Gene Ontology annotation, molecular function: mannan endo-1,6-alpha-mannosidase activity. The transcript has 3 exons. Gene Ontology annotation, biological process: fungal-type cell wall biogenesis; carbohydrate catabolic process. The coding region runs from base 258 to 1652 and encodes 464 amino acids. Lineage: Eukaryota; Fungi; Ascomycota; Sordariomycetes; Hypocreales; Ophiocordycipitaceae.
GCACUGCUUGAGCUUGAGCUGCCUGUCGGUCUCCGUCCCGAGACUUCAUCAUUCCACCCCAUCUCGAUCAAGCAUUGUUCUCAUUCCAGCUCAUUCCAGCGGGUGCUGCCUCGGCGACGAUCGCACCCUAUUGAAUCGCUGCUUGCUUUGAACUUUGUCUACAUCGCACCACCGAAAUCCCCAUUGGGAGAGUGCAGCUGUAGUCAACCGAAGAAAGGCUUCCCUCCUGUCCUUCGACCGACGGUCCGACUCACAAUAUGGUCAUGAGGUUGGCCACGACUGUCGCCGCCGCAAUAGUGGCCACGGCACCCGUCCCCCCCAAUGCGUUAAACACAACCAAUCCAGACUCGAUUCGCAAUGUGGCCGCCACCAUCGCCCACGAUGCCAUGGGCUACUACAAGGGCAACGUGUCCAAAAACGAAAUCGACGUUGGUGAUGUUCAAGAUCCCUACUACUGGUGGGUGGCUGGAGCCCUUUGGGGGGCCAUGCUGGACUACUACUACUACACCCGCGAUCCGACAUACAACGAUGUCGUGCUUCAAGCCUUGCUGGCCCCGGUGAACGUGGGCGCAAACCACGACUACACGCCAAAAGCGCGAGAACUGGAAGAGGGCAAUGACGAUCUUUUCUUCUGGGGAUCUGCUGUUCUCUCCGCGGCGGAGCGCAACUUUCCACAGCCAGACAAGUCGCUGCCGUCGUGGCUCGAUCUCGGGGCCAACAUUUUCAACGCCCUCGUCUCUCGAUGGGACCCGUCGACCUGUGCCGGUGGUCUUCAGUGGCAGAUUUACCCAUCCAACCCAAACGGCAUGCACUAUAAGAACUCGGUCAGCAACGGCGGCCUUUUCCAGCUGGCGGCGCGCAUGGCCCGCGCGACGAACAACGACACGUACCUCGAAUGGGCGACUCGUGUGUGGAACUGGUCCGCUGGCGUUGGCUUCAUCGACCCAGACAAAUUCCACGUCUACGACGGGGCAGACUCUCGCAAGAACUGCAGCGAGACCAACUAUCACUCGUUUACGUAUACGAGCGGCAUCUAUCUCUACGGCGCGGCCAUACUGGCAGACCACACUGGCGAUCGUGUCUGGACGACGCGAGCGGAGAACCUCCUCAAGGGGGCCGGGUGGUUCUUUUCGCCCUUUGAGAACUCCACCGUCAUGUACGAAGCCGCUUGUGAGACGGUCAACGCCUGCACCGCCGACAUGACGACCUUUAAAGGCUACCUGAGUCGCUUCAUGUGGCAGAGCGUGAAACUCGUGCCAUCUUUGCGAGAUGGUGUCGAGAAGCUGCUGUUUCCCUCGGCCAAGGCAGCGGCGGUCUCAUGUUCGGGCGGCGUGGAUGGCCAUUCCUGUGGCCAGCGAUGGUACGUCCAUGGCUUUGACGGCGUCACGGGGUUGGGUCAGCAGAUGUGCGCGCUGGAGACAAUCCAAGGCCUUCUUAUAGACGACGUCGACCCUCCGCUCAAAGGUGACAAGAUCAAGGUCGUCCGCGAUACCAAGUGGGUAGCUCUUGGUGGUGCCAGCAAGACUGGGCACGAUGGGCCAACGAAGACUGGCAAACCUCAGCCGACGGAGACGGAAGACAGUGCCAGUGUCGCAAGCGCAUCUUUCGGCCUGAUGCUCAUGAGCUUGCCAGCCUUGCUGCUGAUUCUCUGAUGGUUAGUCUCCCAUCCCGCGUGGGGAGUUGUGCACAUCUGAGCGGCAUACAUGAGUCACGGUUGGAAACCUGAACGCAUACACGACAUGAAAUGCAGGUUGUUCAUUGGAAGCAACUACAUUUCCAAGCAAUUAUAGACUGGACCAAGCAAGUAUAGAAUGCAUUUGAACAUAUAAAGAUGUCACCUACUUAGCGUGGCCGAGUGCAUGUGUAGAG